GUUAGUGACUGGUUAUAUUAUCCAAUUUUAUCCCUCCAAGUCAGUCAAAAUGAUAGAACCAAGGAUUGAGUUUCGUUUGAAAAAUUCACCAGGAGACUGUGUUCAAAGUGUAAAGUUUAGCCCAAAUUCAUCACAAUUUUUGUUAGUGGCUUCCUGGGACAAGACUGUCCGGUUAUAUGAUCUUGUUGGGAAUCAUAUGAGACUGCAAUACCAGCACUCAGCUGCAGUGCUUGACUGCUGUUUCCAGGAUGCUGUGCAUGUCUUCAGUGGUGGACUGGAUAAUCAGCUCAAAACAUUUGACCUGAACACCAAUGCAGAGGCUGUGCUUGGCAGCCAUGACUCUGCCAUCAGAUGCGUGGAGUUCAGCAACGAUGUCAAUGUUGUAGUGACUGGCUCGUGGGACAACACAAUCAAGGUGUGGGAUCCCAGACAGCAACGAGAAGUUGGGACUCACCAGCAGAAUUAUAAGGUGUACACGAUGGGCAUGUGCGGCGACCGUGUGGUGGUUGGUACUGCCAACAGGCGCGUGCUCAUCUGGGACUUGCGCAACAUGGCUCACCCUCAGAUGAGGCGAGACUCUUCCCUCAAGUAUCAGACGCGCUGUAUUAGGUGCUUCCCCAACAAGCAGGGCUACGUAGUCUCUAGCGUGGAAGGUCGUGUGGCUGUCGAGUAUUUGGACCCAAGUCCCGAGGUGCAGAAGAAGAAGUAUGCGUUUAAAUGUCACCGCAUGAAAGAAGAAGGAAUUGAGAUAAUCCACCCCGUCAAUGAUAUCAGCUUCCACAGCGGUUACAAUACAUUUGCUACGGGUGGGUCCGAUGGCUACGUCAACAUCUGGGACGGUUUUAACAAGAAGAGGUUGUGUCAGUUCCAUAGAUACCCGACCUCCAUCUCUUCCCUCGCCUUCUCCCAUGACGGCAACACGCUGGCCAUUGCGUGCUCGUAUUUGUACGAGAAAGGCGAAAUUCCAAACAUACCAGAGAAUUCCAUCUACAUCAGACGCGUCACAGACCAGGAAACCAAGCCCAAAUAAGUUUCAAUGGACUUCCUCAACAUCUUGACAAUUAGGAGGUAUCAUAACUUCAUGGUAGGGUUCGAUAUCAACAUCUCACUUAUUCCACCCAUGUAAGAUUGAAUGAUGAAUGGUAGAAAUAUGAUUAGCGUUAGGUGCUUGCUCGGUCAUUUGUACGGGGUUUGCUCAUUUUAAACGACAUUUAAUUUAAAUUCAAAUGUAUGAUUAACCUUAGCGAUGUAAAAGAAUGAAAGUAAAAAAACCCUGCCAAUCGUUGCAAUUUUUCCACUAUUGCAACCGUAGCAUCGGGGAGCGUUUCAACUGCUGUUGCUCCCUCAGCCACCAAGUCUCACGAAGUCGACUACGGUACAUAUACGCAAAAUGUUAAGCUAAGGAGAAACUACCAAUCUCGCAAUGUCUACAUGCUGAGAAAGGCAUUAUUCAAUCCAUGAAAGUGAAGACUAAAGCUCUCCAGCUGCCAUCAGGGCUUCUAUUUUGAUAAUGUUCCAGGUCAUUAUUUGUAGCUGGUAAUGUCUAUCUUAUUAUUAAUCACUAUUUGCUGAACUAAUUCGCAAUCCUUUAACGUCCACACUUCGCAAAUCUGCAAAUGAUCUGAUUGACAAAAUAGAGAAGGCAAGACGAAAAA
Messenger RNA from Hyalella azteca, 1655 nucleotides. It is a transcript of the gene Bub3, whose product is annotated as mitotic checkpoint protein BUB3. Gene Ontology annotation, cellular component: kinetochore; mitotic checkpoint complex; bub1-bub3 complex. Lineage: Eukaryota; Metazoa; Arthropoda; Malacostraca; Amphipoda; Hyalellidae. The record is from RefSeq and is a predicted model, not a curated record. The transcript has 7 exons. Gene Ontology annotation, biological process: mitotic spindle assembly checkpoint signaling. The coding region runs from base 50 to 1030 and encodes 326 amino acids. Gene Ontology annotation, molecular function: ubiquitin binding.